Mangifera indica (mango) is the source of this 1923-nucleotide messenger RNA. Its product is annotated as metal tolerance protein 1-like. Gene Ontology annotation, molecular function: zinc ion transmembrane transporter activity. The transcript has 2 exons. NCBI's taxonomy places the organism in Eukaryota, Viridiplantae, Streptophyta, Magnoliopsida, Sapindales, Anacardiaceae. Bases 423 to 1682 code for a protein of 419 amino acids. Gene Ontology annotation, cellular component: plasma membrane; vacuole. The record is from RefSeq and is a predicted model, not a curated record. Gene Ontology annotation, biological process: zinc ion transmembrane transport.
AAAAUUAUUCUCAAAUCGAACAGAUCCAAAUGAGAUAAAGAUAAAAAAGAUUACUUUAUUUGAUACGUAACAUGUUUCUCUUUCCCUUAAAGUAGAAUUCAGAUCAGACCCGCAUGGAUGAUUGGUCUUGGGGAUUAAAAAACAGAGCUUCGUAUAUGUACUCUAUCAACGAAAUGACCGGAAGGUACGAGUUAAACAUAGGAUAUAGAAGGAUCAUCAGGGCUAAUAUAGUACAGUCGUUUAAAUUUUUCCUUGGGCACUUGUUCCUUCUAUGAAUCAAAGUACAAAAAGAGAUCACGAGAUUCAAAACAAAGACUUGUGCUGCCUGAAGCCGAAGAGGAGUCCUUCCAACGGCAAUCUGAACAAGAAGAGAUAGUUUAAGAGAAAUUAUAUGCUAAGCCUUGUCUUUCAGACUGAAAAGGAUGGAAGGCCAAAGUUCUCAACACGGGCAAACUAUUGAAAUAAGUGUCGAUGUUCCUGAUGGGGCAAGAAACCUUGGGGGGAGUAUGACUUGUGGUGAAGCACCUUGUGGCCUUGCAAAUGCUAGGGCAAACUCUAAAGAAGCCAAAGAACGAUCAGAUUCCAUGUGCAAGCUUCUAAUAGCAGUAGCGCUUUGUGUUGUCUUCAUGAGUGUUGAAGUAGUUGGUGGCAUCAAAGCUAAUAGUCUAGCAAUAUUAACUGAUGCAGCUCAUUUACUUUCAGAUGUUGCUGCUUUUGGUAUUUCUUUGUUGUCAUUGUGGGCAACUGGAUGGGAAUCAAAUCCUCGUCAAUCUUAUGGAUUUUUUAGGGUGGAGGUUCUUGGUGCUUUGGUUUCAAUCCAGCUCAUCUGGUUGCUUGCAGGAAUUUUAAUGUAUGAAGCCAUUGUUAGACUUAUUAGUGGUACAGAGGAGGUUAAUGGCUUUUUAAUGUUUCUUGUUGCUACUUUUGGUCUUGUGGUGAACAUUGUCAUGGUUUUCGUGUUGGGCCAUGAUCACAGUCAUGGUCACGGUCGCACUCACAGUCACAGUCACAGUCACAGUCAUGGUCCUGAUGAUCAUGAUCCUGGUUUCAGUCAUAGCCAUGGAAAGACAAUCACUGUGGGUCAUCAUGAUCAUGAUGAAGAGCAUCAUCAUCAACAUGAUGAGAACUCCAAAGCUGAGUUACAUCAUCAUAGUGAAGAGCAUUAUCGGGAAGAGUGCCUCCAUACUGAAGAUCUUACCAAGCCACUCCUCAGCAAACCACAAGGUGCACAAGAAGAGAAGAAGCAACGGAACAUAAAUGUACAGGGAGCUUAUCUUCAUGUUCUUGGGGAUUCCAUUCAAAGUAUAGGAGUAAUGAUUGGAGGGGCAAUUAUCUGGUACAAGCCGAAAUGGAAGAUAGUUGACUUAAUUUGUACUCUCAUAUUUUCAGUUGUUGUUUUAACGACUACAAUUAAAAUGUUGCGAAACAUACUUGAAGUCCUAAUGGAGAGCACACCAAGGGAGAUUGAUGCAACAAAGCUUGAGAAAGGAUUGCUGGAGAUGGAGGAAGUGGUGGCCAUUCAUGAGCUCCAUAUAUGGGCUAUCACUGUGGGGAAGGUCCUAUUAGCUUGCCAUGUCAAAAUCCGGCCAGAAGCAAAUGCAGACAUGUUGCUGGAUAAUGUGGUACAAUAUAUUAGAAGGGAAUAUAACAUCAGUCAUGUGACCAUACAGAUAGAACGUUAGUUUUGGGCAUUGAAAUUGGUAUUAGCUGUGUCUUCAACUUCCAUCAUUGGAUCUUUGAUUUCAAGUCCUAAGGAAGCUAUUUCUCAUAUAACCAAUAGCUCUUCAGCUUUUGAUCAUUGAAAUUGGUAUUUAGGCAAGAGAUAGCUGUAAUCAUAAAAAAUUGCAAACUAUUGCUGCUUAGUGCUUCGUAUCCAGAAUAAUUGUUGAGUAUAAUAUAAAUGUUUAGUAUUGUAUCCUGUCA